Equus caballus (horse) is the source of this 1483-nucleotide messenger RNA. RefSeq lists its product as uncharacterized. The record is from RefSeq and is a predicted model, not a curated record. Lineage: Eukaryota; Metazoa; Chordata; Mammalia; Perissodactyla; Equidae.
CUAAACUCAAUUAUUCCUUCUGGAAGCAUUUUUUGUUUUUUAGAUUGAUAGAAUUUUCUGUGUAGACUAUCUUGUGGUCUGUGAAUAAAGACAGUGCUACCUCUCCCUUUCCAGCCUGGAUGUCGUUUUCUUCCUUGUUGCACUGGACACCAAGCACAAUGUUGAACGCCUCCCUCCCCCUCGUGAACUCACCAGCCUUAGGUUGUAGUUUCCUGCAUACAAACAUCCAGCACAACUUGUAGCAUGUGUCUGCCUCGUCCCCCUGACCCUAUGAAAACCCAAGCCUGGGUAGGCCACCUACUGAGGUGGGCAUGGGUCCCAGAUUUGAAACAGGACUUGAUUCUGAGUGGAGCAAGUCUGUUCAUGGAAGUCUGACAGGAUGAAGGCAGACAUUUCCGACUGGAAAACAGAAAACUGAGCAGAGCAAUGUGGACCCUGAGAAAAGGAGGUGGGACGGAAAAGGACCCUGGCAGAAGCGAAUCGUCUUCAAGCUGCAUUAGAGUAAUUUGUAAUCAGGAAGCGGGAUGAUUCACAUCUCCACAGAGACUUAAACACAGCCACAGCACCAUGGGUGGAUUGUAGGCAUGACAUACAGAAACUAGGUAGCGGUGAAGGGAGGGAAAGAAGAGAAUGAAGCACUGAAUAGGGUGGCUGUGGGGAAAGGUUUGGAGGAAACACCCUCUCCCUGCCUUGUGAGCCACCAGCAUUGACUGGGGAGAUGAGGAGGGGGGCAGGUCAGUUUGGAAGGCUGUUUAGCGGUGCCCCCUUUCCCCAACCAGAACAUCUUGGCUGCUCCCCAUCCUCCCCCAGAGGUGUCAAGGUGGAGCUUUGUGAUGUCUAAGCCCAACCCACGGCUGCCAUUGGCUGGAGGAGAGCCUUGCUGACCAAACAAAGCUGAAGGGUGUGGCCCCUCUCUGUCCUAUAGAGGGGUGUAUAUAGGCAGGUCAGGAGGCCUGGGGUAGACCACUGGGAGGCGCUGACAUGGCGAAGGCGACCAGGAAAUCCCAGGCUUCUAGCACAGUCACGGAACAACCCUCGCCAAACACCAAAGAGAGGAAGAUGAGGAAGUCCUCAAGUCAACCCAGGUCCAGAGGGAGUGUCAAGGCGGCCAAGAAAACCACGGGGGCCAAAAGACCCCUUCGAAGGAGAUCCACUAAAAAAGCCUCUAGAAAAUGUCCCACCUCUUCAGUCAAAUCUAAGGAAGCGAGAGGAACAACCCUAUUCGGUCACUAUCACAGGCUGAAUGAAAAGCUGAAUCAAGAUGAGCCAGAGGCGGACGGAGAGAGCAUGGAGAAGCCCAGCACUUCACGUGCCUACCUGCACCACCGGCAACUUCAGAGCGAGGCCACAGACCUCAGAGAGGAAUCAUCUGAGAAGUCUCUAACGUCUGACCCCUGAGAAAUGGCCAGUGGUGCCGACGUCAUUUGACAGCAGCAGGGUGCCCUGAUGGUGAUUUCAAUAAAACGGACCUGUUGUGAAAAUG